Molecule: messenger RNA, 1437 nt
Organism: Penicillium coprophilum
Lineage: Eukaryota; Fungi; Ascomycota; Eurotiomycetes; Eurotiales; Aspergillaceae
Product: aldehyde dehydrogenase family protein
Exons: 2
Coding region: 1-1437 (478 amino acids)
Molecular function (GO): aldehyde dehydrogenase (NAD+) activity
Source: RefSeq, a predicted model, not a curated record
AUGACCGACGCCAAAACUUUAGAUUUUUCAACAUUCCAAAAUGUCAUCAAUAAUCAAUUGACCACGACAUCGGAGACCCGGCAUGGUAUCAACCCUGCCAACACUCAGCCUAAUCCACCCGUGCCUGUCUCCACCCAGGAUGAAUUGGACAAGGCAGUAAAUGCGGGUCAAGAUGCGUUCAAAGGCUGGGCCAAAACCUCUUUUGACGAGCGACGUAAAGCCCUCCAUGCCUGGGCUGACGCCAUUGAGGCUAAUGCUGAUGGAUUUGCACAAACCCUCACAAUGGAGCAAGGGAAGCCACUGAGCCAAUCAUCUGCGGAAGUAGGUAUGGCAACUAUGUGGGUUCGCGGCCUCACCGCUAUUCAGAUUACCGACAACACCAUCGAGGAAACCGAAGAUAGGAAGAUUAUUCAACGCUACACACCCCUGGGUGUGGUGGGCCUCAUUGUCCCCUGGAAUUUCCCUAUCCUGCUCGCCGUUGGCAAGAUAGUCUCUGCUGUAUACACCGGAAAUACCGUUAUUUUGAAGCCAUCCCCUUUCACACCUUAUUGCAACUUGAAGCUCGCCGAACUUGCAAUUAACUUCUUCCCGCCUGGCGUAAUUCAAUGUCUAAGCGGCGAUGAAUCCCUCGGUCCACUGUUCACUGCUCACCCUCGGAUCCAGAAAAUUAGCUUUACUGGAUCAAUUGCCACCGGAAAGCGGGUUAUGGCUGCAUGUGCUACCACUCUCAAGCGAUUUACACUCGAACUGGGUGGCAAUGACCCUGCGAUUAUCUGCGAGGAUGUUGAUAUCGAUGCCAUUAUCCCAAAAAUUGGAAUUCUCUCUUACCUCUGCUCCUCGCAGAUUUGCAUGAUGAUCAAAAGACUUUAUGUCCACGAGAAUAUCUACGAUGAGUUCUUGGACAAGUUAGUCACGUUUGUUAAGACCCUGAAAGUCGGCCAAGGCACUGAGGCGGAUACCUUCUUUGGACCUGUUCAAAAUCAAAUGCAAUUUGAGAAAGCCAAAGACCUGUUCAGCACCAUCGGUACUGAAAACCUGAAAGCUGCGCUUGGUGGCUCCAUCGAGAAUACCUCUGGGUACUUCAUUCACCCGGCCAUUAUCGAUAAUCCCCCGGAAACAUCGCGCGUGGUACAGGAAGAGCCGUUUGCUCCCAUCCUGCCGGUCCUCAAAUGGUCUGAUGAAGACGACGUUCUUGAGCGUGCGAAUGCUUUGGAGACCGGCUUGGGAUCUUCGGUCUGGAGUAAGGAUUUCGAACGGGCAACUCGCAUGGCAGAUCGACUCCAGUCUGGUUGUGUGUGGGUAAACAGCCACUUUGAUGUAGCGCCCAACGUUCCCUUUGGUGGCCAAAAGCAGAGUGGCAUGGGUGUAGAAUGGGGACUGGAUGGUUUGCUUGCGUACUGCAAUUCGCAAACUCAGUGGCUGAAGAAAAGUUUCUAA